Anguilla anguilla (European eel) is the source of this 2208-nucleotide messenger RNA. RefSeq names its product hexokinase-4-like. The transcript is spliced from 10 exons. Gene Ontology annotation, molecular function: fructokinase activity; D-glucose binding; ATP binding. Gene Ontology annotation, cellular component: mitochondrion; cytosol. The record is from RefSeq and is a predicted model, not a curated record. The coding region runs from base 151 to 1587 and encodes 478 amino acids. Gene Ontology annotation, biological process: intracellular glucose homeostasis; glycolytic process; regulation of insulin secretion. Lineage: Eukaryota; Metazoa; Chordata; Actinopteri; Anguilliformes; Anguillidae.
AGAACCUCUCGUGCAGUUGCACUUGCAGUCCUCACACACUCACACACACUCUCAUACACACUCUUCAUACUUCCACUCUGUCACACACACUUUUUCUCACUCGCUCUCAUUGCAGUAGAGACACUCUUACACACGCACUCAUUAGUGAAGAUGCCUUGUGUCACUCCUUGCCGAAUGAUGAAGAUGAAGGGGCCCAAAUCAUGCAGCUCCAUAUUGGGGAGAAUCCUCAGGGUGGAUCAGGUCCUGUCCGAUUUCUGGCUUGAUACGGAGGAACUAACGGAGGUGAUGAGGAGGAUGCAGCGGGAGAUGGAUCGGGGGUUGUGCGUCGUGACGCACGACCAGGCCAGCAUUAAAAUGUUGCCCACUUACGUGUGUCUGACCGCAGAUGGAUCAGAGGUGGGGGAGUUCCUUGCUCUGGACCUGGGAGGCACAAAUUUUCGGGUGAUGUUGGUGAAAGUGGUGGAGGAUGAGAAGAGGGGCUGGAAGGUGGAGACCAGGCACCAGGUGUACUCCAUCCCAGAGGAGGCCAUGACUGGCACAGCACAAAUGCUCUUUGACUACAUUGCUGAGUGCAUCGCAGACUUCCUGUCGAACAAUCACCUCAAGCACAAGAAGCUCCCCUUGGGGUUCACCUUCUCCUUCCCAGUCCGGCAUGAGGACUUAGACAAGGGCAUCCUCCUGAACUGGACCAAAGGAUUUAAGGCUGCAGGUGCUGAGGGCAACAAUGUGGUCAGCCUGCUGCAGGAUGCCAUCAAGAGGAGAGGGGAUUUUGAGAUGGAUGUGGUUGCCAUGGUGAAUGACACAGUGGCCACCAUGAUCUCCUGCUAUUACGAUGACCGGAGCUGUGAGGUCGGAGUGAUCGUAGGUACAGGCUGUAAUGCCUGCUACAUGGAGGAGAUGGGGAGGGUGGAGCUGGUGGAGGGAGAGGAGGGCCGCAUGUGCGUGAACACAGAGUGGGGGGCCUUCGGGGCCAACGGCGAGCUGGAGGAUUUCCGUCUGGAGUACGACCGCAGGGUGGACAAGACGUCGCUCAACCCCGGCCAGCAGCUCUAUGAGAAGCUGAUAAGUGGGAAGUACAUGGGGGAGCUGGUGCGUGUGGUGCUGAUGAAGCUGGUGAGCCAGGGCCUGCUGUUCCGUGGCCGGGCCUCUGAGCAGCUGAAGACCAGGGGCAGCUUCGAGACCCACUUCGUGUCUCAGAUAGAGAGUGACACAGGGGACAGACAGCAGAUCUGUAAAGUCCUGUCCAGGCUGGGCCUGUCGGCCUCGGAGCUGGACUGCGACAUCGUUCGGCUGACCUGCGAGAGCGUCUCCACGCGAGCCGCCCGGUUGUGCGGGGCGGGCCUCGCCAGCAUCAUCAACCGCAUGCGGGAGCGCCGCGGCCAGGAGAAGCUCAAGAUCGCCGUCGGCGUCGACGGCUCCGUCUACAAACUGCACCCAUGUUUCCAAGAAAAAUUCCAUAAAGCAGUCCGUGAACUGGCACCGUCCUGUGACAUUUCCUUCGUCCAAUCAGAAGAAGGAAGUGGACGGGGAGCAGCGCUGAUAUCCGCGGGGGUCUGCAAGACGGUACCUUGCAUACUCAACAAGUGAAGGAGUGUGGCUCAGCCUUCAACCACGAGGGUGCGGUUCACUCGCUGUGUAAUGGGACUCGGGCUUCUCUUGCCAAGAAAGGGCACUUCUUUAGCCUUAUUGACAGCAUUCUUAUGUAUUCCAGAAAGGAAUCCAAAAUGGUUAAGGAAUGAUUUGGCACACUGAGGACACGGGAGGACUAGAACAUGCAAAGAGCUGUCAAACAGGAGCUAGCAGACUCCGCCAAAUCUAUUCUCUUCUGCGGUACUGCAUGCUUCAGCACAUUGAUGCCUUGUGUUUUUUAUUGCAUUGGGUAUCUGAGUGAGCGGUUACUGCUUAUUUAUCACAGCGUUACAACUUUACAAAAAUCAAGACUUGCUGUUAAACGGUUGUUUUAGUGGGGCAGAUAAUCCUGUGAUGUGUUGAAAAAAGAUAUUCAAGGCGCAAGCCACACUUUCACAAUGCCCAAUUAAUCAAAGCACACAAGCACAUUCUUCUGGAAUAGGUUUUUAGUGAAUUCCAAGCUGUUCCUUUAGUGUGCAUUCUUUCUGCAUUCGAAUGCCCCCACAUUCACCCCACACCCACCAUUUUCCCCCAAGUAUUGGAACAAAUAAAUGUCCUUGUAGGACCUAUUUUCUCCCA